Molecule: messenger RNA, 2139 nt
Organism: Daldinia caldariorum
Lineage: Eukaryota; Fungi; Ascomycota; Sordariomycetes; Xylariales; Hypoxylaceae
Product: delta-1-pyrroline-5-carboxylate dehydrogenase 1
Exons: 3
Coding region: 285-2084 (599 amino acids)
Cellular component (GO): mitochondrial matrix
Molecular function (GO): L-glutamate gamma-semialdehyde dehydrogenase (NAD+) activity
Source: RefSeq, a predicted model, not a curated record
AAGUCGUUCGUUUUAUGCCGUUGCAAAGCGAGCCCAUACAUCAUAACCAUCGGAGUUGAAGCGCCGAUGAGACUUUGCGAGUUGAAUUUUGGUAUUUGAUAAGUAGCUAGGUUGCUCGCCAAAUUGACUGAUAGAAAUUGUUUACCUAAACUAUAGUAACAUUGUAAGAUACCCCCCUCUUGCUGCUGCAGCUCCAACGUACAUACUUCGCCAUCCAUCGAUUUCCUAGACCACAAUCGACACCGGCGAUAUUUGUUUUCUUUCUCUUCAUAUAGCCAACACCAAUGGCAUCUGCACCAAGAGGCUAUGGCCUUGCAAGGGCAAUGCAGAGCUCGGCUCUAUCGUCGAGGGUUUGUUCCAGAUGUCUACCAACUCUUCGAUCCCCGAAGAAUCUAAGGGCCUUGAGUACGACAAGCGCUAGGACGACUUCGUUGGCUACUUUCAAGAUACCAAAGAUCGCAAAUGAGCCUAACCAUGUAUACGCAAAGGGCUCCGCACAAAGAGCAGGACUCCUUGCUACAAUUGAGACUCAACGGAAGAAGGGCACGAUAGACAUUCCUCUUGUAAUAGGGGGCAAAGAGGUCAAAACAUCACAAAAGCUUACACAGCAUAAUCCUGCCGACCACACUGCUCCGAUAGCGAAAUAUUCCGUAGCCAGUCCCUCCGACGUCAACAAAGCCAUCGAGGCAGCUCUAGCCGCCAAGCCGGCAUGGGAAUCGCUCCCCUUCGCCGACAGGGCUGCCGUUUUCCUCAAGGCAGCUGAUCUCAUAUCCACUAAGUACCGAUACGAGAUCAUGGCCACUACCAUUCUCGGCCAGGGCAAGAACGCUUGGCAGGCCGAGAUCGACGCCGCAGCGGAGCUAUGCGACUUCUUGCGCUUCAAUGUUCAGUAUGCCGAGGAAUUGUACGCACAGCAGCCCGCCCACAACUCGCCUGGUCUGUGGAACCGUACCGAAUACCGUCCGCUAGAAGGCUUCGUCUACGCCGUCAGCCCCUUCAACUUCACUGCUAUCGGCGGCAAUCUAGCUGCGACUCCCGCGCUUCUGGGCAACGUGGUGGUCUGGAAGCCUUCCGACUCCGCGGUUGCAGCGGGCUAUCUUCUCCACAAGAUCCUUCUCGAGGCGGGUCUCCCCGAGAACGUGAUCCAGUUCGUACCCGGAAACCCCGAGGAAGUGACCAAGGCAGUCCUCGCGCAUAAGCAGUUUGCCGCGCUGCACUACACCGGCAGUACCGCCGUGUUCCGCAAGCUGUACGGCCAGAUCGGCCAGGGCAUCGCCGAGUCCCGGUACCUGGGGUACCCGCGCAUCGUGGGCGAGACGGGCGGCAAGAACUUCCACCUCGUGCACCGGUCGGCCGACGUCCAAAACGCUGUCGUGCAUACCGUCCGCGGCGCCUUCGAGUACUCGGGCCAGAAGUGCAGCGCCACGAGCCGCCUGUACGUCGCCAAGUCCAUCUGGCCCGAGUUCAAGGAGAAGCUGGUCAAGGAGACCAACGCCCUCAAGGUCGGCAACCCCUGGGACCCCGAGACCUUCAUCGGACCCGUCAUCCACGAGCCUAGCUUCAAGAAGCUCAGCGGCGUCAUCGACGCCGCGAAGAACGACCCCGAGCUGGAACUCCUCGCGGGAGGCAAGUACGACGGCUCGAAAGGGUACUUCAUCCACCCGACCGUCUACCGGACGACCAACCCGGCGCACAAGCUGCUGUCGACGGAGCUGUUCGGGCCGGUGCUCACGACGUACGUGUACGACGACACGACGGGCGACCCGGAGAAGGCGUUCGCGGAGGCGUGCGAGCUCGUGGACCGGACGAGCGAGUACGGGCUGACGGGGUCGGUGUUCGCGUCGGACAGGCACGCGAUCCGCGCGGCGGAGGACGCGCUGCGCAACGCCGCGGGCAACUUCUACGUCAACUGCAAGAGCACGGGGGCGGUGGUAGGGCAGCAGCCGUUCGGCGGCGCGAGGGCGAGCGGGACGAACGACAAGGCGGGGAGCAUCAACAUCAUCAGCAGGUUCGUGAGCUUGCGGAGCAUCAAGGAGGAGUUCUUGCCUAGUACCGAGGUGGAGUAUCCUAGCAAUGAGGUUUGAAUAUAUAUAUAAAGAAUUGCUAGGGGGGCUGUUAGAGGGCUAUAUCGGGAGAUGG